CGCAGGAGACAAUCCUUCAGUCCUGCUCAGAAGUUUUCUCAAAAGGGCGGCGCUCUUCUCGCGCGCGCAGUUAAAGAGCGCGCUCCCGACCGGAGCGGAACGAGCGCAAUGCCUCGCGCGUUUUACCUCACACCACGGGAACUUAACGGGACCGCGUCCGAUGCGAAGAAGACAUUAACGCCUGAAGAGCGCUCGUAGGCAGUGCGCGCACGCGUGUGUGUGUGUGUGUGUGUGUGUCGUGGUGUGUGUGUGUGUGUUUGUGUGUGCGCCGCGUUGGGUCAGUGGUGGGAAACGCGCGGACACCAUGGCCGCUCGGCGCAGCUCGGUCAGCGGGCUCAUGCAGCAGCCCGAGGCGCCGAGCUCCAGCGACUCCCCGCCGCCGCACGGCUCCGACGACGAGGAGCAGCACGGCGGAGCGGCGGCGCCCCACGACCCCGAGUGGACUGAGGAGAGGUUCCGGGUCGACCGCAAGAAGCUCGAGCUCAUGCUCUUAGCUGCCGCUGAGGGGAGGGUGAACGGAGGCGAGGAUUUCUUUCAGAAGGUCAUGGAGGAGACCAAUACUCAGAUUGCAUGGCCUUCAAAGUUGAAAAUAGGUGCCAAGUCUAAGAAGGAUCCACAUAUCAAAGUAAGUGGGAAAAGGGACGACGUGAAAGAAGCUAAGGAGAAGAUCAUGUCUGUCCUCGAUACUAAGAGCAAUCGCGUGACUCUGAAAAUGGACGUUUCACACACUGAGCACUCACACGUCAUUGGCAAAGGAGGCAACAACAUCAAGAAGGUGAUGGAGGAUACAGGCUGCCACAUCCAUUUCCCUGACUCCAACCGCAACAACCAGGCAGAGAAGAGCAACCAGGUGUCUAUUGCAGGCCAGCCAGGAGGAGUGGAGGCAGCUCGGGCCAGGAUCAGGGAGCUGCUGCCUCUGGUGUUAAUGUUCGAGCUGCCGGUCAUAGUACAGCUGAACCCUGACCCCAGCUCUCCAGCCAUCCAGCACAUCUCUCAGACAUACAACAUCUCUGUCGCCUUCAAGCAACGUUCUAGGCUCUACGGUGCUACUGGGGUUGUGAGGGGCUCCCAGAACAACAUUGCAGCUGUGAAGAGGGGCACGGCCAUGUUGCUGGAGCACUUAGCUGGGAGCCUGGCAAGCGCCAUUACCGUGAGCACACAGCUCGACAUCGCGCCCCAGCACCACCUUGCCAUGAUGGGCCGCAAUGGCAGCAACAUCAAACACAUCAUGCAGAGAACUGGCGCUCAAGUGCACUUUCCUGAUCCAAACUGCCCGCAAAAAAAAUCGACCGUCUAUAUCCAGGGCACCAUCGACUCUGUUUGCCUGGCACGCCAGUACCUCAUGGGCUGCCUGCCGCUGGUGCUGAUGUUUGAUAUCAAAGAGGAUGUUGCAGUAGAUCCACAGUGUGUCACAUCUCUCAUGGAACAGCUGGAUGUGUUCAUCAGUGUCAAACCCAAACCCAAACAGCCUAGCAAGUCAGUGAUAGUGAAGAGUGUGGAGAGGAACGCUCUGAACAUGUAUGAAGCCCGGCGCUAUCUGCUGGGCCUGGACAGCAGUGGAGUGUGUGUAUCCGUCUCCACCUCCUCCAGCAGUAGUAGCAGCAGCAGCAGCCCUCCGUCCGCUCUGACCCCGACUCUCAGCUGCCCUGUGGGCAUCGACAUCCUCACCUCUGCCGGCUUGGGUCUCACCAGCCUGGGUCUGCUUGGUCCUACAGCAGCUUCUCUAAGUGCUCCGUCCACCCCCAACUCUCUCCUUAAUGCGCUUAACAGCUCCAUCAGUCCACUGCAUGUCCCCUCCUCUGGAACACCUAGUCCUACACUUUGGUCCAACUCACUGGCCAGUCCAACCAGCACACCAGGUUUUUCAUCACCACUGAUGAUCCAUCCAGCCACUCAGGCCACACUGACCAACAUCCUGCUCCAGAGUUACACACAGAAUACACCGUCUCCUCCACCCGGCCUUGCCCCAAUAGAUCCACAGGUCAAUGGAGUCACAGACUGCAGCAAGGCCGUGUCCUCCCUCAAUGGCAAGCACUCCAGCUCUAUGUACAACAGAAUGUCCACUUCCUCACUGGCUGAUAAAGUUCUGAAUGCAGCACAUGGAGAUCCUGUCCAGGACGCCAGUACACACUGUCCAUCUGAACCACUGUCCAGCAAGUCCAGUCAGGACCAAGGAUCUGAUACUUUUGUGGAGGUGGGCAUGCCGCGGAGCCCCUCACACUCGGGCAACAGCAGUGAACUAAAGCAGAUGUUGGCCUCCUGUAAAACAGCCUCAGGCAAGAGGCAGGCUGUGGAGUUACUUCAGGGCACAAAGAACUCUCAUUUACAUUCAGACUGUUUGCUUUCCGACUCGGACUCCAGUGCUUCUGAGAGUCCCGUGGCAGAUAAACGGGCUCCGGGCAGUGAGAGAGCAGCCGAACGAGCCGCCCAGCAGAACUCGGAGCGCAUCCGUCUCCCACCGCAGUCCUCUUUCUCCAACAUGCAGGCCUUUGAUUAUGAGCAGAAGAAGUUGCUGGCAACCAAAGCCAUGCUGAAGAAGCCAGUAGUGACGGAGGUGCGAACGCCAACAAACACAUGGAGCGGCCUGGGUUUCUCCAAGUCCAUGCCUGCGGAAACCAUUAAGGAGCUGCGCAGGGCCAACCAUGUGUCCUACAAGCCUACCAUGUCCACUACCUACGAGGGAUCUCCGCUAUCGCUGUCACGCUCCAACAGCAGAGAAGGAGUAGGAAGUGGCAGCGACUCGGACAACUGGAGGGAGAGGAACGGGAGCGGGCUCCCGUCACACAGUGAUUUCCCAACACCUAUCAGUCCCAAGAGGAAGCAGAACAAGUCAGUGGAACACUAUUUGAGCAGCAGCAACUACAUGGACUGCAUCUCCUCAGUGACCGGGAGUAACGGCUGUAACCUCAGCACCUCUCUGAAAGGCUCCGAUCUGCCAGAGCUCUUCAGCAAGCUGGGCCUAGGGAAAUACACCGACGUCUUCCAGCAACAGGAGAUCGACCUGCAGACGUUCCUCACUCUGACCGAUCAGGACCUGAAGGAGCUGGGCAUCACCACAUUUGGAGCACGCCGGAAAAUGCUGCUGGCCAUCUCAGAUCUGAACAAGAACCGAAGGAAACUCUUUGAGCCGCCAAACAUCCGGUCCUCGUUCCUGGAGGGGGGCGCCAGCGGGCGUCUGCCACGCCAGUACCAUGCCGACAUUGCCAGUGUGAGUGGGCGCUGGUGAGCCCUGGUCCAUCCGCCCUUGUGUUACUAAUGCACAGACAGCCUUAACUGCACAAAGCCAUUCCUGAUGCCUUAAUAAACAAUACUGGACCAAACCCUGGGAAUCAGUGCCAAAAACAAAAAAAAAAACCACAAAGAAUGUCUUUGGAAAGGAGGUUGAGUUUGGAGGACUCGUGUAAAUGUUGAUAAUUAUGUACAAUAUGGUACUCUAUGCAGUAUGGUACUCAUGUGGAAAUGAAGGGAAUGCUGAAGGAUUCAUAAAGCUCCUGCACUGUUGUUGUAUAAGGAGCUAUCUGUGUACUUAGUUCAAUUUUUUUUUAUUUAUAUCCUUGUCUUAGACUUGUGUCAUACUAAUUCUUUGCACUUUAAGAGUACUAAAUACUUUGCCUGUGGGCUGAUUCCUCUCUAGUCUGCCUUACAAGAUGUGCAUGGAGCAUAUAUAGCACUUAAAAGGUUUCGAUUAAGACCCUUCAAAUGAGGUUCUUUUUUUCAGCUUUUUAAUCACGAUGCAUUGGAACUCAGAUUGUUUACUUAGCAGUUUCUCUUAUACAAGAUGUAGUUCAAAGAGAAGUUUUAGGCCUCUUUGCUUAGCUGACACAAGGACAAAGACCCUGACUGCUGUCUCUCUGAUCAUCACCAACAAACCACAGGCCAGAGGUGUGCAUCGAGACUACGAUUGCACCAAAACUUUUACACUCAGUAAGGCUCCAUAUAAGAUCUUUCUACAUACAAAGAAAGUACACGGCAUUGCCUUAUUAUUGAGGGGAUUUUAGUUAAUUGCGUCAUUCUUAUGAUGUCAUGUUCCAGUGACAGCGAUGCAUUUAGCAUGAAUUUAGCAACCAUGCAAAAACCUGUUCACACUAGCUGGUGUAAUGCAGGAAAAAAAAGACAGGUAUAUUGGCUUAAAUUGCUUAUUUAUUUAUAUUUUGGAAAAUGUUACAAGUUCAUCUGGAAAUAUUGCAGAUGGCUAUAAACAGAAAUAACAGUAGGGAGCAUGUGGGAUUGGUCAGACUUGGGCAGCAGUGCCAACUUCUAUGGUUUAGCCAUAGAAUUUAUGACUUUUUUUACCCAUUUUCUCACUAUGGCGAUACUGGAGUUGCCUGAAAAUGAUGAUUUCAUACUUUUUUUUUUCAGAAAAAGCAGCAGUCAGAUCAAACAUGAAUAAAAUUCUCGAGGGGAAACCUGAAUUCACUGAAGGGGAAAGGACAUGUGACAUGCAUUUGCUCUUGGUAAUAGUUACUUUCAUUUCACGCUGACUUUAUCUAGGUGAAAUUUGACCUGUGAAUUUGCAAGUCUCGGAUUUGUCAGCCAGUAGCCUCUUUGAUUGUGGUAACUUUGUUAAAAAAAAAUGGAGGAGCUGCUUGUUAUUAAGUUCCCGGGCACAUCUGGCUUUUUUUUUUUCUCAUUCUUCUCUUAUUGUUUCUUGGAGCACAUCUGAAAGAAAAUAGCCGACCCACCCACUAACGUACUCUAGGCUUUUUUGUGGUAAUCUUUUGUUUAUGUUUUCUCUGUAACUUUUAGGAUUUUCUUGUUAGCAAUGUUGCCACCUCUACUUCCCUUCACACACCUCUACCAAAGGCUGAAACACACUCUCGAAUAUUUGAUCAAAUCCUGAGCAUUACUAAUGCAGCGCUUAGUUUGCAAGGUCUAGCUGUUUUAACUACCUCUUCAUCUGCCUUUCACCACUUUCUUUAUUUUACACACUUGUGUGUUUUAUCAGAUUAAUGCAAAAUGUAGGUCCCUUAUCUGACAUUGCAGAAGCAAGGGUACGAGUUUCCUAGACUUGUCAGCGAAUAUGCAUGUAAAGCUGUGAAUGUUGCCAGUCGUUCUCUUAAGGGUGAAUCCAUCAAGUGCCUUUUCGAAGCUUUUCAAAAACAUCUGCAGUAUUUCAUCAUGGUACAGCAUUUUUUGACACGGAUGUAGCUAAACCACUCAUGGAAUAAUCUCACAGAGCAUUGCUUAAUCUUUACAUGUAUAGUAUUAUUGUAUUUGCAUUUAAUUGUUCCAUAUGUUGUGUAUGACCUUACAUGUGAUUAGAGGUACUGUUGAAAUACAUAUUGUGCAUAUUGCAGUUUUAUAGUCUUUUAUACUUUUGCCUACUAGUUUGUCAUGGUCAUUUCCAGACAGCAGCGGAUGAUCAAUUAGCAGUUGGGUAUGUAGUGUUUGACUUAGGUUUUAUACCAAAUGGUAUGUACAAGUGGAAGAAAAACCUUCCUGUCAGUAUUAACUGCAAAAUCAAAUCAACCGACUAUGCAAAGAAAUCGCUUUGCCAUGUAAUGUAUGUUUUCUACUUAAAGCACCGCAGUCUUGUUCCAAUCAAGAUCACAGGCUGCCUGAUUUCAGUAUAUUGCUGCCUUAAUGUACCUGAUUAGUGCUUUGUAUGCAUCAAAUGCUAUUUUUUUAUUUGUGUGAUUUGUGAGUGACCAAACUGUAAUUGAUUUGUAGAUUUAUUUUUCUUUCACUCCCUAAGAGGAAAAAAUAAGGGAACAGAAAAAUUUUGUCUUAAUAUUUUGACAUGGCCUUGUGACCAGGGCCAGCACUUUUUCCUUUUUUUUUUUUUUUUUGAGGAUCUUGAGUCACAACCAAAUGAACAAAUGCUCCGUGAUAAUCAUGUACAGUAGAGUACAGGAUAACGAUAUCGGAGCAUUCGUAUUGCUGAUAAGGGAAUAAACAAAAGCACUAAUCUGUAUUGCUCUGCCAAAUGUUUUAUAAUCCCUGUCAUACAUAUCUGUUAGUUGGAUACAAUUGAGUUGGCCAGUGCCUUGCAAAUGACUCUUUCGGAAUCUGUGAGUUUGACACAGAUUAAAAAAAACACCUUGGUACUGUCAUGAUAUAAACUUGUAUUAAUGCCAUGAACAUGUGGUACGAUUGAAUGUUCUUUACAUGUUGGAAGCCUUGUUACAAAAGAAUAAAAUGUAUGCAAACUUUUCA
Messenger RNA from Pangasianodon hypophthalmus (striped catfish), 6156 nucleotides. RefSeq names its product BicC family RNA binding protein 1b (gene bicc1b). The coding region runs from base 305 to 3226 and encodes 973 amino acids. The record is from RefSeq and is a predicted model, not a curated record. The transcript is spliced from 21 exons. Gene Ontology annotation, molecular function: protein binding; RNA binding. NCBI's taxonomy places the organism in Eukaryota, Metazoa, Chordata, Actinopteri, Siluriformes, Pangasiidae. Gene Ontology annotation, cellular component: cytoplasm.